Suillus clintonianus is the source of this 214-nucleotide messenger RNA. RefSeq lists its product as uncharacterized. The transcript is spliced from 2 exons. Bases 16 to 189 code for a protein of 57 amino acids. The record is from RefSeq and is a predicted model, not a curated record. NCBI's taxonomy places the organism in Eukaryota, Fungi, Basidiomycota, Agaricomycetes, Boletales, Suillaceae.
GAUAACUUGGGCCUGAUGCCAUACCGACGAAGGAUUGUGUCAGUCAUCGGCCGACCUAUUCCUGUUCAACGCUGCGAAAAGCCGUCGUUGGAGGAAAUCGAAAGAGUGCAACAGAUGUAUAUCGAGGAGUUGACCAGGUGGGUAUUCCAUACCCAUUUCAUCGACAUUGUCGAGCUUACUCGUGGUUAAUGCAGGAUCUGGAACACUUACAAGG